Molecule: messenger RNA, 1813 nt
Organism: Chaetomium strumarium
Lineage: Eukaryota; Fungi; Ascomycota; Sordariomycetes; Sordariales; Chaetomiaceae
Product: Brix domain-containing protein
Exons: 2
Coding region: 188-1609 (473 amino acids)
Biological process (GO): ribosomal large subunit assembly; rRNA processing
Cellular component (GO): preribosome, large subunit precursor
Molecular function (GO): rRNA binding
Source: RefSeq, a predicted model, not a curated record
GAACCUCGACGGAAUCCCGUCCGCCAAAAUUCCAAGCCUAUCGUAGCUAUCGAUGGUGGGGCAUGCACGAUAAGGAAGAGCUCCACCGAAAUUUUUGCGGCGAGUCUCGUCUUGGGGAGCGUCAAUUGGAGUCGAAGUUGUAUCCGUACUUCGGCAACCGAAACAGCUACUAUCACCAGACAUCAACAUGGCGAAGCGGCGGUCAAAAAGGAGAACCCAUGUUGGCGCAAAUAACCCAGCCAACCCGGCAGCGGUCAAUGGCCACAUCAACCCACGAGAUCCGAAGAGCAUGGUUAUCCGAAUAGGCGCCGGCGAGGUUGGGACCAGUAUCAGUCAGCUGGCCACAGAUGUCCGGCGCGUCAUGGAGCCGGGAACAGCAUCGCGGCUCAAGGAGCGAAAGGCCAACAGGUUACGCGACUAUGUCACCAUGUGCGGUCCGCUCGGAGUUUCGCACCUCCUCCUGUUCUCGAGAUCUGAAUCGGGGAAUACGAAUCUUCGCCUUGCCAUUACACCUCGGGGGCCUACCUUCCACUUCAGAGUCGAGAAGUACUCUCUGACCAAGGAUGUCAGGAGAGCGCAGAGGCAUCCCAAGGGUGGGGGAAAGGAGUACAUCACGCCUCCACUGCUCGUCAUGAACAAUUUCAGCAAUCCGAACGCGGACGCAAACUCCAAGGUUCCCAGACACCUCGAGUCCCUCACCACAACCGCAUUCCAAUCCCUCUUUCCACCAAUCAAUCCCCAGACAACGCCUCUGAAGUCGAUUCGAAGAGUAUUGCUUCUGAACCGCGAACAGUCCGCAGAGGAUGAUGGCACAUUCAUCGUUAACUUCCGGCACUACGCCAUUGCGACGAAGGCAGUAGGCCUCUCAAGGCCACUACGCCGGCUCAAUGCGGCAGAGAAGAUGCUGAAGUCCAAGAAGGGCAAGAAAGGAGGUCUCCCAAACCUGGGAAAGCUGAAGGAUAUCUCAGAAUUCAUGAUUGGUGGCGAGGAUGGCGAGGGCUACAUGACAGAUGGCACGAGCGGCAGUGAACCGGAUACCGACGCCGAGGUUGAGGUCCUUGAGACGACUACCAAGAGAGUUCACAGCGGCAAGGCUAGGGGUGCGAACCAUGACAGUGAUGAGGAGGAUGAGGGUCGCAACGAUCAUGUCGAGCGGCGGGCCGUGAAGCUGGUCGAGCUGGGUCCGCGGAUGCGGCUGCGCAUGACCAAGGUUGAAGAGGGACUCUGUUCCGGCAAGGUCAUGUGGCAUGAGUACGUGCAUAAGACGAAGGAGGAGAUUAGGGAGCUGGAAAAGCGAUGGGAGCAGCGCAAGAAGGAGAAAGAGGCUCGUAAGAAACAGCAAAAGGAGAACGUGGAAAAGAAGCGCAAGGCAAAAGCGGACAACAAGAAGUCUUCUGGCGAUGCCGAGGGUGAGAAUGAUGACGAUGAAAUGGAUGUCGAUGAGUAUGACAGCGACCUGUAUGAUGAGGACGGGUUCGAUAGCGAAGGUCUGGAGGGCGACGCUGAAGAGCAGGUCAAUGCCCGGAUGGAGGAGGAAGGCGACUGGGAGGACGAAGAAGAAGAGAUUGCUGAAGGCAGGGCCUCUAAAAGGAAAUCUCUCAAGAGAUAGUUCAGUACUUGCUAUAUACGCAUUGUUCGCCUUUUCUCUGUCUUAUUUCCAUCAGAUUGGCUCAUUAAAAUGGCCUCGUUAAAGUCCUUUCAUGUCUUGUUUCCGAGACCCGUGCCAUAUAUGGCGAGAAUCAAUGGCGACAACCGGCCCUCCUGCACUAUUCCAUGUGCUGCCCGGCGUUCGAAGCACAGACACGAAGUGACG